Messenger RNA from Phialemonium atrogriseum, 812 nucleotides. RefSeq lists its product as uncharacterized. The coding region runs from base 110 to 727 and encodes 205 amino acids. The record is from RefSeq and is a predicted model, not a curated record. The transcript has a single exon. NCBI's taxonomy places the organism in Eukaryota, Fungi, Ascomycota, Sordariomycetes, Cephalothecales, Cephalothecaceae.
UUUCAAGCACGAAUUUGUCAGCGACUUCCACGGAGGACCGUCAGGUCAUAGAACUCCCGAUGUACCGACCGGCUCGUCUCGUCACAAGAGAAACGUGAGACGGCAGAAGAUGGAGGACUGGACCGAUGCCAAGCUUCAUAACCACCAUGACAUCCACGAAGAGGAUGAACAAAAAGAAGAACCGAUACGCCCUCUAGAGAUGCCUAUGCACGAGCCCGUAGCUGUCGAGCCGCCGCUGUCGAUUAGGCUGCCCCCCACACAACCAAGCAUCGCAAAGAACGGGCUCCAUAUUCUAAGCGAGGUUUUCCGUCUGGGACACCAUUACUCAAGAUCGCCUAGCCUGUUAGAUGUCGUUCUCAUCGCGAUUGACUUCGAGAACAUCAACACCAUCAAGAGCGGGAUUUCUCUCAAGGAUAAUUGCCAAGUUGGCCUUGCCAUUCUGGACACAAGAGAAAUCUACCGAGUCUCACCAAGCAGGCUUAUAGUAACGCACAACAUGGCCACAGGAUCUCCCUCAUACCUUAUGAAAGCUUCCCGCAAGUUUAUUUUUGGGGAGACCAUUACGAUUCGUCCAUCCUAUAUGGCCGGUCGUAUUCAAUCCUUGAUAAUUACCCCCAGCUCGGAAUGUGGCUUUUGUAGGUCAUGGAAUCCUCAACGACCUUCAGGCUUUACAAGCUCUCGACUUCCCGUUCCCAGAACGUCUCUCGGCGGUGCUAGACACUUCUAAAAUAGCCAAUGAAGACUUUUCCUUUUGGGGUGGUUCUCUCGGCGACCUGCUGCUUUCCCUAGGGUGUCCCUUCAACAGGCUUCAU